Penicillium chermesinum is the source of this 216-nucleotide messenger RNA. RefSeq lists its product as uncharacterized. The coding region runs from base 1 to 216 and encodes 71 amino acids. The transcript has a single exon. The record is from RefSeq and is a predicted model, not a curated record. Lineage: Eukaryota; Fungi; Ascomycota; Eurotiomycetes; Eurotiales; Aspergillaceae.
AUGCCAGGUACGAACAAAUUUGCAGAACUUUCGUCCAUUCACGUUGAUCCAUCGAUCUGGCCCAAUAUCCGAAACAACCUUCCAAUGAAGAACGACGCAUGCGAAACGGAACUGGUCAUUUCCGAAUGCGCUCCAGCUGCAAUUCAACUACAACUGACAAGGAAGAAAAGACUUGUCGACUGGGCGAAUAAAGUUAAACAUUUAACUCGGGCAUGA